Molecule: messenger RNA, 825 nt
Organism: Zymoseptoria tritici IPO323
Lineage: Eukaryota; Fungi; Ascomycota; Dothideomycetes; Mycosphaerellales; Mycosphaerellaceae
Exons: 1
Coding region: 1-825 (274 amino acids)
Source: RefSeq, a predicted model, not a curated record
AUGCCACCGUCCUCCAAAGACGCAGGAGACGAUAAGGACGGCACGGCAGAUAUAGCGCCGAAGGCAAACGAGACACCUGUGUUGCAGCAGCCGGCCACGAACUACAGCAAGACAAUCGUGAUGGGCAAGGUGUCUUCUGAAGACACAGAUUGGGUAGCUACCGAGCUGCCAGACUGGGACCGAGCAAUUUACGUCGUGGAUCUCCCUUCCAACGCAACAUCCCCUACAGGCCUGAGAACCAAGCUGAACAAAGCCAGAGAGGCCAACCCAUAUCUUACAUUCAUCAUCGAGAACUACGACAACUUGCCCGACAUCGCGGUGUUCCUGCACGCGCACCGCAAUGGAUGGCCGGCGGCCUGGCACAACGAUGCCAAUGGCCACGACGCCGUGGUAAUGCUGAAAGAAUUACAGCUCGCUACCGUGGAGAAGAGAGGCUACGUGAAUCUUCGCUGUAUUCAUGACCCUGGUUGUCCACGGGAACUGGACAUGAAUCCUCCCGGCCCUGCGAAUCAAGUCGAGGAUGCAUAUCCGCAUGUGUAUGCGGAAAUGUUCAAUAUGACUGUUGAUGCGGUGCGUGAGCAGGUUCCUGAGGUCGGGAGUCCUUGUUGUGCGCAAUUUGCUGUGACGAGGGCGGAAAUUUUGAAGAGGCCAAAGUCGGAUUAUGAGUGGAUUCUUGCGGUGCUGGAGCGGUCUGAACUGGAAGACUAUGUCUUGGGCAGGGUCAUGGAGUAUACUUGGCAUAUCCUUUUCGGAAGGGACGCUGUGUAUUGCGAGGACCACCGGGUAUGCUGGCGGGAGGUUUAUGGACGGCCAUCGUUCUGGUGA